This is a messenger RNA of Oreochromis aureus, 1635 nucleotides long. RefSeq names its product v-fos FBJ murine osteosarcoma viral oncogene homolog Aa (gene fosaa). The record is from RefSeq and is a predicted model, not a curated record. Bases 249 to 974 code for a protein of 241 amino acids. The transcript has 2 exons. NCBI's taxonomy places the organism in Eukaryota, Metazoa, Chordata, Actinopteri, Cichliformes, Cichlidae. Gene Ontology annotation, biological process: regulation of transcription by RNA polymerase II. Gene Ontology annotation, cellular component: nucleus. Gene Ontology annotation, molecular function: RNA polymerase II cis-regulatory region sequence-specific DNA binding; DNA-binding transcription factor activity, RNA polymerase II-specific.
UGUGUGCCUUCCUUAGGCAGUCAAUUUAUAUUCAGGUCACAGCAAGUCUGCAACAAUAGUCUAUUUUUAGACGCAUUGCAGUGAAACAUGCUUUUGCCACUCUUCAGAGGGCGAACUGGGAGCGGGUGUUGUGGAUUAGGGGAAGAAAUGGCUGGAUUCUUCGUGGUAAUGACUGAAUUAUUUCCCUUACAUCUCAGCUGUCUCCUGAGGAGGAGGAGAAGAAGAGGAUAAGAAGGGAGAGGAAUAAAAUGGCUGCAGCAAAGUGUCGCAACAGAAGGAGGGAACUCACAGAUACACUGCAAGCUGAGACAGACAAGCUGGAGGAGGAAAAGGCUGCCCUGGAGACUGAAAUAGCCAACCUAAUCAAAGAGAAAGAACGGCUCGAAUUUAUUCUUGCUACACAUAAGCCGGUGUGCCAGAUGUCAGAAGAGCUUGAAUCCAUUUUCCAAGAGUCCACAGGGUCUCCAGGCCUACCGCCCAGUCCAGACGAGGACAGGCUUCCAGAGGAUGGCACGCAAGAAGCUCCAUCACUCCAGGACAUGGACGACCCCAGCGAUCCGUCCACAGCCAUCUCUGGGAACUCGAAUAUUUUGCUGUGUGCAAGUGCUGAAAUCAACAUCUGUGAUCUCGAGCCCUCCCUGGACCUUAAGGAGGGGCUACUGGACAAUAUUUUACCCACCCUGGAGGAGAAAACUCCCAUGGAGACAGCUCGAUCCGUGCCAGACAUAGAUCUGAGUAGCUCUCUAGGGGUCUCGGACUGGGAGACUCUGUAUAAGUCGGUUUCCAGCGACCUGGAGCCUCUCAGCACUCCCGUGGUCACCUCCACCCCUACCUGCAGCAGCUACCUGUCUGUGUUCACAUUUGCGUGCCCUGAGCUGGACUCUCUCACAGAGGGACUAGACAGCCAUAAAGGUGGAGGAAGCAAGGGCGAUUCUGUCGACAUCCUCAACUCUCCGACUCUCCUAGCCUUAUAAAAUGCAAAGAGGCGCUGAUCUGUUUGAUCUCUCUCUGGUCUCUCUGUUUGCAGGUUCCCGACGUUGAAAUGAUAUGAACAACGUAUGCUGUAAUGCUUCAAGGAACACAUUCAUGAAAAGUCUUGUACAUGACUAAGCAAACAUAUAAACUCUCUUCAGAUACAUAGUCAACAGAGUGAUGUAGCUAAAAGCAUGGCUUUUAAUUUAACUGAAAGGACUGAAGUAAGUUUUGAUUUUAAACGCAUGCUGAAAAAUUCCAAAUAAUUUUCAAAGCUCAUAUCUGAUCUGUUACUAGAUCUAAGCUGUAACGUGGAAUUUAAUGUAACAGUAUGGUUUUGUGUUUUUUGGUGUCAGUAGUGUACUGAUUGAUGUAAAUGUAUUUACAUAUCCAUCUAAGUACCUGCGUACCUCAUCAAGUGUGGUUUGACCUCAUUGUUAAAAUGUUGAAAGUUUUCCAUGAAAACAUUCAGUGCUAUAUACUAUUAUAUAUAUAUAUAGAUAUAUAUAGAUAUAUCUUAUCAAGAUGUACCUUAUGAUUUAUUUUUUUACCUUUCAGACUUUGACUUAUUUGUUUAAAUUGAAAAAAAAAAAAACAAGUAAAAUGGGCAUAUAUUGCUUAACUAUGCUGCUGAAUAACUACAAUAAAUCUGCGUUCACAGUG